This is a messenger RNA of Penaeus vannamei (Pacific white shrimp), 1833 nucleotides long. The record is from RefSeq and is a predicted model, not a curated record. NCBI's taxonomy places the organism in Eukaryota, Metazoa, Arthropoda, Malacostraca, Decapoda, Penaeidae.
GUAUGCUGGAAAAAGCAGUGUUCACAGCUGAGUACAGCAGCAUUAAUCAGAAUGGGUACAGUGUCCCAGGCCUCAUCAUUUUGGCAGAGCUAGCUUCAUGCGCUAAGCGAACUCUUGCCCGGAUGCUCGUCAUUAUCGUGUCUCUUGGAUUUGGCAUUGUCAAACCACGCUUAGGUGUGAUUCUGCAUCGUGUUGUUGGUGUUGGUCUUCUGUACUUUGUGCUUUCAAGCAUCGAAGGAUGUACAAGAGCACUACAAUCUAGAAGUGACCCACAGAAACAGGUCCUUCUAGCUUCCCUGCCUUUGUCCCUUCUGGAGUCAGCCAUCUGCCUCUGGAUUUUCACAGGACUUGUGCAGACCACUCGUAUCCUUCGCCUGAGACGCAACCUGGUUAAGCUCUCCCUCUACCGACACUUCACCAACACUCUUGCAUUUGCUGUCAUAGCAUCGGUUAUCUUCAUGGUAUGGUCCAUCAGGUAUCACCAGUUCGAAAAAUGUCUUACUGACUGGAAGGAGCUCUGGGUAGAUGAUGCUUAUUGGCAUGUUCUCUUUGCUGUGGUCCUCCUGGUGAUUAUGAUCCUUUGGCGGCCAUCCAAUAACAACCAGCGCUUUGCCUUCUCACCCUUAUUAGACGAUGGAUCAGAUGCUGAUGAUGAAGAGGAAGCUGAGAGAAGCAUGCUGAUUUCUGAUACGAUGAAAUUCCGAAAUACGCGUAAUUCGACCUCAUCAUCACCUCGGGAAUCGCGCUCUGUGGAAGAUGAUUUGAAGUGGGUUGAGGAAAAUAUCCCAUCAUCUAUUGCUGAUAGUGCUCUUCCCAUUCUGGACUCAGAUGAGGAAAUUGUCACCUCAAAGUUUGAAAUUUCAAAGAUGCAGUGAGGUCUCUGCAGAACCUUCUGUGACAUUACAGGUCCAUUCCAUUACCCAUUGGCACUGAUGCUGUUGGGACCCAGUACAUGUUCUGUCGCCAAAGCAUAGAAACAAAUGUUGUUUCCCUCCCCAUUGCCCAAUUUAUUUCCUCUCUCCUCUUGUAAGUUAUUGAAAGACAGAUUGUGCCUAGGUUAAGCCUUAGAGUGUGAAUGGAGUUGUCUGAGAGAGUGAAAGAAUGAUGGAAUUACUGUAAAGUUCUCGUUAUCAUGUAAUGCAUGUUUUCAUCAGCAUCUGAUUUAGUCAUUGUGUUUGAAGGCUUUCCUCUGCUCUACAUAUUUAAGAGGAACAAUUUUCUCACGUAUUCCAGAUGCUAAUAGUGUGAAAUGUUGCCUCAAAAGCCCAGUGGUGUAAAUAAGUUUUUUUUCAGAUUCCAUAAGGGUUUGAAAAAUAUUCCUUGAUGACAAGCCAUACUUUUGGGCUCCUCAUACUAUCCUCUUCAUUACCAAAUAUAGUCUUCAUCUCCCUGUUAUUUUUAUUUUAACCAGUGUGUAAGGUUUUAUUCUGGAAUUAAUACCCUUUACAUGCCUUAUUUAGAAAUAAUGUAAAGAGUUUGAUGUGUCAACACAACACUUUGUGAUGUAAUUGGUAAGGAUGAAGGUAUGACAUGUAGAAAACACCCACUAAAACCUAAAUGCUGCAGGAUAUGUUAUUGGAUAUCUAGGGAUAGUAGGUCACUCAUCAGUACUUGAUGUGCUGAUUAUAACACAGGUGAUGUCCUGGGUGUUUGUCAGUUUUAGCCCAUUGCAAAAAACUGUCAAAUGUGAUUUUAGUUGAUUGAUUGUGUUUACAAAUGGACAGAUACACAAGGGCUUAGUCACCAAGGAAUCAAUUGCUAGCCCUACUUAUCUUAUCUCUUUUCUCUUUUCCUAGAUUUUUGUAAAAAUAAAGGAAAAAAAUUGUCUUUUAU